AUAACCUUAAAGUUGUAGUUGUGUUGACUAUCAGUGUACAUUAUUAUAGUGGUGAAUAGUGGUAAUAGGGUAUAGUGCGGUGAAAAAUAGCGUUCGUACCACGGACCGAAAUGGUUUUGCAGCUCUCGAUCGAUUUAAGUUCUCGACUUCGUCUCAAACUUAAAAACUAUCUCGAGCCGGCAAAACCUCAUUUUCGGCCCUAGGUGAUAAUGGAAGGAAGAAUCUGGACUGUACUGGUGGGUGUUCUGGCAGCUAUCUAUGUGAUGAAUGCGGACGACAAAGUGAGUUUUCCUACAGAUCAUCCGCCAAACAUAUCACAAGCUAGGACCAACAGCAGCAAUGUCAAGGUAGAGGAGGUCCAGGAUGGAGAGGGCCGUCGUGGAGGCAAACAUCUGCUGGACUGGCUCGGCUUAGGCAUCGGUACAGACACAGAUCCCUACCUGGCCCGGGCCAACAGUGCCUGUCUCGAGGGAGAUUUAGCAGAAUGUUUCAAGUCACGUGCACUAUCAAGCCUAGACGAUUUCUUCACACGAGACUCAUAUGAACUUAGUGAGCACAGUCGAGUGGUUCGCAUGCCUGGCACUCAACUGCGACGUUUGGUCCAGGAGCCAUUUGAGUACUCGAAUGAGGCACGAGAAACUGACUCUGAAUGGGACCAAUUCGCCAAAUUUAUAAUGAGGAAGGUAGAACGGUUCAUCAAAUCUUCAGCUAUUGAAGUGAGCAUUCCUGAUGAGAUUUUAGCUGAAGGCAGGUAUGCUCCAAGAUUCAUUGAUGAAAUAUCUGAGGAAAUCAACAUAUUGGAGAACAAAAGUGACAAUAUUCUGUCUCGUCACAAACUAAAGAAGCUCUUCAUCCCGAUGCUGAUCAUCCUAAAGCUUUUCAAGCUGAAACUGUUGUUGUUCCUUCCUCUGAUUCUGGGAUUGGCAUCUUUCAAGAAACUCCUUGGCUUCCUUGCCAUUGCAAUUCCAGGUCUCAUCGGCUUCUUUAAGCUGUGCAAGCCUGACCUUCACCAGAGUUAUGGAAGUUAUGGUCACAGCAGCUUCUACCGCAAGCCUCAGUUUGGUCACAGGCCUCCGAGCUACUUAGUAGAAGGACCAGGCUACGCUUCAUCACUAUAUACCCGGGAACAGGAUCAAGCUUCAUCUGAUAGAUACCCGGUAAGGGAAAACUAUCAAUUCGAAAACCACGCUGCAGCUCCAUCCCCUGCGCCUGUAGCUUUCAGAGAUGACGCCCAGGAUCAUGCUUAUCAAGCAUACAGAGAAUACCAGAAGAAGUAACCCUCUCAGAAAGUAUACACUAAUUGUUGCUCUAGUAUUAGUAAAAAUUAGGUUGUUAAUUAAUUGUUGUUAUUGUUUGUUACAUAUUUAUUUAAUAGUUUGUUUAUCAACAAAAGUAUAUUGUAGCCUACCCAUGUAUAAAAUGUAAAUAAUGAUAAAAG
This is a messenger RNA of Macrosteles quadrilineatus (aster leafhopper), 1438 nucleotides long. RefSeq lists its product as uncharacterized. The record is from RefSeq and is a predicted model, not a curated record. Bases 210 to 1277 code for a protein of 355 amino acids. The transcript is spliced from 6 exons. Lineage: Eukaryota; Metazoa; Arthropoda; Insecta; Hemiptera; Cicadellidae.